Messenger RNA from Oncorhynchus masou masou (cherry salmon), 2625 nucleotides. RefSeq names its product endonuclease domain-containing 1 protein-like. The record is from RefSeq and is a predicted model, not a curated record. NCBI's taxonomy places the organism in Eukaryota, Metazoa, Chordata, Actinopteri, Salmoniformes, Salmonidae. Bases 1310 to 2206 code for a protein of 298 amino acids. Gene Ontology annotation, molecular function: hydrolase activity; nucleic acid binding; metal ion binding. The transcript is spliced from 2 exons.
CGGCCAAAUCAUGCUUUCUGGUACAGUAGCCUAUUUUAAAUUAUUUUGUUUUGUGUAUAGACAGGAGUAAGCUAAUUAGGCUAUAUAAAUUUGGCAGUUUUAAUUCAAUUGACUAUAGGGAAAUCUUGUCCUACCUAGCCUUAUGGACGCUCUGCCUAUGCCAAUGUGGCAAAAACACAACCAGUCAUGUUAAUAUCUGAUUGUUAAGCAAUCACCUGUAGACUACCCGCGCACAUUCGUCCAAUUACAACAGAAUUCCAGCAUCCCCCAACAAUGCACUGUGCAACUGCAAUUUCAUGAAUGGAAAGAAAAAUGUGUUACAAAACACCUACGUGUAUUGUAAUGAGAUCUGUGAUUGUUAGGCCUACACGUAGCCUGAAUCGCGUCCACUGUUGAAAAUAAAUAAAUAAUGAUUAAUAUCUUGUAUGUAUUUUUUUCGGGAUUUUGUGGUAAUUGUAAUAGGCUCACGUUUUACCAUUACGGCGUACCCCCAAUAUUUAUUUUGGCAGUAGGCUGGUAGGCUGUAGUAGCUUACUUUCACCCCGGAGUGUGUCAGAGGAGUCUGUGACUAGGCUGUGACCCGGGUGUUGUCCUGAGGGUUCGAAACGUUCCAGAACACUGUCUUGAAAAGCUGAGGCUGGUAAAUGAGUCAGCACUCUGAUUAAAGGCUUUUUGAGGAAGGAGAAGGGAAACUAAUAAAGCAUAAACACACUUUAACCUUAACCUAUAUCCAUCAGUAGGAUGUCAGCAGCUUUCCAUUCCACCAAGGGGGAAUGGGGAAAUACCUAUGGAUCUUCAAAUGAAACCUGCUCUCUGUCACAUUUUGGGUGCCAGUAACUCUAGUUUCACUCAGCUCAGUUUCAGUGAUGUGUGUGUAGAUUUAAUGCAGAGGCUCUUUCAAUUUCUGUUCCUAUGAUAACCUCUAUCAUGUAGUGACCAUGUGUGUCCCAGAAGGGCUGUGUAUUUCCCAGAAGACACCAUGGUCAGCAUGAGGAAGUUCAGUCGCAUCUCAAGGAAACAGAAGGGGAGGAGAGGUGUCAGAUGGAAGUGUCACCCUCUAAGUUUCUACUCACUGGGUAUAAAAGACCUUGGAAGCUAGGUUGAUAGAAGACCACUCUCCAUCGAUUACACAGGUGCCUCAACAGACAGUGAACAGAAGAAUAGGGCUCUCUGUAGAGAAUUGAACUGAACUGAACUGAGUUGGGCAGUAGUGGACUGAGCUAAACUAUUUUGGACGACAGUGACUAGUUUCGGCUGAUAGAUACACAGGCUUUUCUCUAUAACACACAGUCCAGUGCUCAGCAGGAGGAUGCCUGUCUCGUGUAGGGAGGCUCUGCUCAUGCUUCUAGCCAGUCUUGGAGGUCUGGUCUGGGGGGAGGUGGGUGACUUCACCCCUUGUCUCCGUUUCUUCUACAUGGAGACUCCCCCAAAAGGCAUGGGGGGAGAGGGGUACCAGCCCAUCUGCCAGCGCUACAGGAACCAGUACCACUUUGCCAGCCUGUACCAGCGCCAGCGCCGUGCCACCCUCUACUCUGCCUACAUACUUACCCCUGGAGGAGGCAAACGGCCCAGGAACAAGUGGAUGUAUGAACCACAGUUGGCAUUCUCCGGUGCCAGUCCAGAGAUGCAUAGUUUCCCGCAGAGUGGCCUCGUGGACCAGAAUGUGGUGGAGAGCCAGGCGGUGCUCCAGGACUACAUCAACUCUUCAUACACCAAGGGUCACCUCAACCCCAGCCUGCACCACCAGGCCCCAGAGGACCGCCGGGCCACUUUUACCCUCACCAACAUGGUCCCUCAGCGGGCAGCCUCAAACUCUGGUCCCUGGGCUCAGCUGGAGGCUGAGGUGAGGGCCCGGAUGGGUAACUACUGCAUUGGGCCGGCGUAUGUGGUAACAGGGGCGCUGUCAUACCUCUCUGAGUGCUGGAUGGCCAACCGGGUAGCGGUGCCAGAGUACAUGUGGUCUGCCUACUGCUGCCCCUCCUACAACUCUAGUCUCCCCGCCUCACAGAGACCCUACUUCCCAUCAUAUGCUGCUGUGGGCCGGAAUGACCCCCAUAGUGGUGGAGAGAUUGUGCCGGUGGACCCCCAGGCGAAGGCCUCGGUUCGGGGGUAUGAUGUGAGGCGGAUGCCCCUGGACACCGUGGAGACUAUUCUACAGCAGAGACUGGGCGUCCACAUCAGCCUGUUUCACAAUCAAUGUCUGUAGGCAGGUGUGGUAGUUAGGUAAUGGGCUGUUGUAUGGGCUGUCCCUGUUCAGUGAAAAAUAAAAUCUACAGUGGAACAUAAUAUAUUUGGUGAUUUAAGAUCUUUUGAACUAGUUUGCAGACCAGUCAUAGCACACACAGACACACAGACACACAGACACACACACACACACACACACACACACACACACACACACACACACGCGCACACACACACACACACACACACACACACACACACACACACACACACACACACACACACACACACACACACACACACACACACACACACACACACACACACACACACACACACACACACACACACACACACACACAUUGUCUGUGGGCAGGUGUGGUAGUUAGGUAAUGGAUUGUUGUAUUGGCUGUCCCUGUUCAGUGAAAAAUAAAAUCUACA